Messenger RNA from Drosophila simulans, 612 nucleotides. RefSeq lists its product as uncharacterized. The record is from RefSeq and is a predicted model, not a curated record. Bases 3 to 467 code for a protein of 154 amino acids. NCBI's taxonomy places the organism in Eukaryota, Metazoa, Arthropoda, Insecta, Diptera, Drosophilidae. The transcript has 3 exons.
AUAUGUGGCGGUCUAAAAGCAGAUUGAGUCAGUUGAGGCUUCACUUUGCCAGCGAGAAGAUGUCGUCGAUUUCUACGAUCAUUGGAUUGUGUCUUUUGUUCUUUAUCCUGAGCAAUGUGGAUGUUAAUGGCCAAAAAUGUAGCCCAGUCUUUGGAAAUUGCAAUAUGCAUUCAGAUUGCUGCAGCGGAAAAUGCUUAACCUACGGCUCACGUUGUGGCUAUCCGGCGCACCGUCUUAAAAAAACUUAUUUGAGUGCCGAUGAAUUUCAAAGUAUCAAAAGACAAUCAGCUAGUUCAUUCAAUGAUGAGGUGAAAGUUAUUGGUCUACCUAGUGAGUCAGAACCAUCGAAUGUUGUUUUUAAGAUUGAUUCGCCCGCAAAAUGCCGCAAUGUUGGUGAACCCUGCUCCCGAGGUGAAGAAUGCUGCAAUUUGCGAUGUCACUCAUAUAUGCACAGAUGUGUCACCUGAAGUAAUUCAUAGCAACGAGGCAACGUGACAGACAGCUAAUUACCAAAUUAAUUUAGAUUCACUUGAGGCGCGGCCCUUUAUAUAUUCAUUGGAAAUAAUGUUAUUUUUGCUAUUCAAUCUCAAAUAAAUGGGUCACAACAGCUGU